AUGCGCAGCCGAGCGCCUCCCCACCCGCACCCGCGUCCGCGCCGCAAAGCCAUGACCCCUCAGCCAGCCAGCCCCGGUGAAGAUCGCAAUGAUCCUCCUGAGCAGCUUGAUGGGUGGAUCGAUGCUUUGCAAGGCAGUGCGAGGCUCGGAGAAGACGCUGCUGGGCUCGCGAGCGCUAGGUCCAAGAACGGCGGGUCGAGGGGCUGCGAGGCUGCGAUGCCGGUCGAGUCGAGUCGAGUUGGUGCUGCUGCCAUGUCGAUGCGUGGCGAGGCAAAGUUUUAUAUUGACGAUAUUUCAGAUGCUCGACAGGCGCCAGAGCAGAGAGUCCAAUUCUGCCGUUCAAGACGCCCGCCUGCUAACUGCCUAUUUUCCGGCGAGAAGAAAGGCGAGAAAAGGCUAAAGUCGACGCGACGCUCCGCUCGUCUUGAUCAUGCGCCAACUCUAAUCGCACCAAUCACAGCGCGCCAUCGCUUCCAGGGUCCUCGCAUCUUCUGCACUCGCAGAGUUGGACAGAUCUCGGCCGAGGCCUCGGGGCGGCGUCAUUCUCGGCAUUCUAGGCCGCCGCGCCAAGCGGACUUCACCGGUAUGAAAGCCUCUCUGCCUCCCCACACGGACAACAAUGCAAAACGCGUCUGCCGUAGACCGGUCCGGCAUCAUCGAGUCACCCACAUGCUUGCCACUUGCCCCGGCGCAUCCUCGUCGACACCAUCAGGUUCGCCCAACGCUGACGCAAAUCGUGGCGCUAGGGCAGGUGACGGAAUGUUCAGCGUCGUCGGAUUGGUUACCGCCUGCAGUGCGCGGCCAGGUGGGAGCGCGUCGGAGAGAUUCUCGGCCUUCCCCGUCGCAGCAACCGCCAGGGAGAUUUCGGAACAGUCAGAGUAG
Messenger RNA from Moesziomyces aphidis, 882 nucleotides. The record is from the annotation of a GenBank genome assembly. Lineage: Eukaryota; Fungi; Basidiomycota; Ustilaginomycetes; Ustilaginales; Ustilaginaceae.